AUGCCACAAAGUUAUAUCUCUGAACUUCUUGUAAGCAGUAAACGAAAGCGCAUCUUGGAUGAUUUUGCGGAAACGACAUCUGCGCAUGGUUGCAUUCUGGCUAGUAAGUCACAGAAUGCUUUCAUGCGAAUUCUCUGGGUUACUGCAAUACUAUCAGCAUGGAUUAUUUGUACUUAUCAAAUAUGGAUAUCGAUUGAUAAGUAUUAUCAGUAUCAAACAGUUGUAUCAAUUCAAAUACGACACAUGACAAAUAGUAUUUUUCCUGCAGUCACCAUAUGUAAUUUAAAUCCGAUUCGUGCAAGCUGGUUGAAAACAUUUUUUUCACAAACAUCUAAUAAUGAAACUGAGAAAAGUGAUAAUUUUCAUAAAUUUACGGAACAACAAUGGAAAAAUUAUGAAGAACAACAUCGUUUGGCAGAACAUAUCACACCUGAAAUGCGCAUUAUUCACAAACAUCUUCGUCUCAUUUUUGAAAAAAAUAUAAAUUUAUCAGUAGCUGGACAUGAUAUCAAUCAUAUGUUAAUUGAUUGCACUUAUCAAUCAACCAAAUGUACUGCAAAGAAUUUCACCAGAUGGGAGCAUGGUAUAUAUGGUAAUUGUUUUACAUUUCAAGCAACAGGUCAACAAUAUCAAGGAUUUGUAGGACCAUUAUAUGGUUUAUCAUUAACACUAUAUGUUGCUGAUAAGGAAUAUCUUGUCAGACAUUCACAGGGUUCCGGUUUUAAAGUUGAAGUACAUCCUGCAGAAUACAUUCCAUUUCCGGAAGAUAAAGGUUUUACGAUAUCACCAGGUGUAAUGACAUCUGUCGGGAUUAAACAAAUAAGAGUUUCACGGAUGCCAUUACCAUAUGAUGGAACAGAUUGUGGUGAUCUCGGUAAUAACGUUGAACCUGAUGGACCAUGGUUUGUAUAUCAUACAGCAUUAAAAGCUAUAGGAUAUACUGGUCUAAUAAAUUAUACAACACAAGCCUGCAUGAAAUCAUGUUAUCAAAAACGUUUAAUUCAGGACUGUCAUUGUGUUGAUCCUAGUUUUGUCACUCAUGAUGAUAUUCGUACAUUUUAUGGUAUAAACAACAAUCAACCAAUAAUUGCAUGUGAUAUUACACUUCAAAUGCAAUUUGAUUGUGUUAGAAAGUCACUGGAAAAUUCAACAAACAGUGGCGUUUGCGAGAAACAAUGCCCACAACCAUGUCACGAACAAGGAUACGUAUCACGUGUAACCACAUCAUUGUGGCCACGUACAAGCUAUUAUAAUCGUGUCAAAGAUCUUUGGGAACGACAGUUUCCAUCUAUGGAAACAAUGCAUGAAGCACGAGAAGCUAGAACAAAUUUAGCAAAACUUGAAGUCUACUAUGAAGAAUUAAAUUAUGAGUCAAUAGUCGAGUCACCAUCACAGGAUGUCUGGGAUCUGUUAUCAAACAUUGGUGGCACUUUGGGUCUCUAUGUUGGUAUGUCUUUCCUGACACUUGGUGAAUUUGCUGAACUAUUCUUCAGAUGCAUUGCAGUUCCACAUAAAACAGUUUGGAGCAGCUAA
Molecule: messenger RNA, 1533 nt
Organism: Brugia pahangi
Lineage: Eukaryota; Metazoa; Nematoda; Chromadorea; Rhabditida; Onchocercidae
Source: the annotation of a GenBank genome assembly